This is a messenger RNA of Aureobasidium namibiae CBS 147.97, 4056 nucleotides long. Its product is annotated as subunit of MRX complex. Lineage: Eukaryota; Fungi; Ascomycota; Dothideomycetes; Dothideales; Saccotheciaceae. Gene Ontology annotation, biological process: double-strand break repair; telomere maintenance via recombination; chromosome organization involved in meiotic cell cycle. The record is from RefSeq and is a predicted model, not a curated record. Gene Ontology annotation, molecular function: double-stranded telomeric DNA binding; single-stranded telomeric DNA binding; G-quadruplex DNA binding. Gene Ontology annotation, cellular component: condensed nuclear chromosome; nucleus; Mre11 complex. The transcript has 6 exons. Bases 1 to 4056 code for a protein of 1351 amino acids.
AUGCUUGUGCCAUACAAACACCAUCCCCGAAAUCUUGUGGAUUUCACAGCCCGCGCUCGAGAAGCACCUGGAAAUACGCAGCAAACAUACAGUGUAUGUCAAUCGGACUGUCUCCCAGAAUCGGACCCACCCACUGACAUUCCUCCUGUAGCUAAGAUCGAUAAACUCUCUAUCCUGGGAGUUCGUUCCUUUGACAACGGACGCAGCGAGACCAUCCAGUUUUUCGCACCUCUCACAUUGAUCGUAGGCCACAAUGGUUCUGGAAAGACUACCAUCAUCGAGUGUCUCAAGUAUGCCACAACUGGAGACCAGCCUCCAAACAGCAAGGGUGGUGCCUUCAUCCAUGAUCCCAAGCUAUGUGGUGAGAAAGAGGUCCUUGCCCAAGUCAAAAUGUCGUUCCUGGCCACCACUGGAGCCAAAAUGGUGUCAACUCGCAGCCUGCAGCUCACCGUCAAGAAGGCCACACGUUCAGUCAAAUCGCUUGAAGGCCAGCUGCUCAUGAUCAAAGAUGGCGAGCGCACAUCCAUCUCAUCUCGUGUCGCCGAGCUUGACCAGCUCAUGCCCCAGUACCUCGGUGUAAGCAAGGCUGUCCUGGACUCCGUUAUCUUCUGCCACCAAGAUGAGAGUCUGUGGCCGCUCAGUGAGCCUGGCAAACUGAAAGACCGCUUUGACGCGAUCUUCGAAGCUAUGAAGUACACCAAAGCCAUUGACAACAUCAAGAUCAUGAAGAAGAAGCAGACCGAGGAGCUUGCAAAGUACAAAAUCAUCGAGCAACACGCCAAAGAAGACAAGGACAAGGGCGAGAAGGCCCAGAAGCGGUCCGAAGAGCUUUUCGAGGAGAUUGAGACGAUGCGAACCAAAUGCGAAGACAUGGGCACCAAGAUUACCGAGGCUAAGCAAAAGUACAAUGCAGCCUGGGAGAAGAUCAAGUUCCUUGGUGGUAUCGUCGGUCAACUUACCGGCAAACGCAUUGAGCAACGUGCUAAGCAAGAGAGCGUUCAAAAGCUGAAACGCAACCUCCGCGAGAUGACCGACUCGGAUCGAGAACUCCAGGUCCUUCUCAAAAAGUAUGAGGAGCGUGUUCAACAGCUGCACGACCAGGCCAAUGAGGAAAAGCGUCGGUAUCAACAACUUAGUCGGGAACUGAUGGGUAAUCGUGAAAAGCUCAGCAUGAAGGAACGUCAAGUCGGCUCAUUGGAAUCUGACCAACAAAACCACGAUCGCCAACUCGAACACAGAGCACAACUGGUCAAGCAGACUGCUCGCCAGCACAGCCUUCGUGGCUACGACCUCGAGGUUGAUGACGAAAAGGCCCGUGAAUUUGUUGAUCGCAUCAGUCGUAUGGCAAAGGAGCAGAACGCCACAUUUGAACGAACCAGACGCGAGACACAACAAGAGCUGCAACGCGCUCAGAGUGUCCUGAACCGUAUCAGUGAGCAAAAGUCUACACUCAACCAGAAGAAAGAGAACGCCAAAGCCACUCAUGCGGCGAACCAGCGUCGCAUUGGUGGUUUCCAGACCGAUCUGAACAAAAUCGAGGUCGAUGAAGGGUCCAAAACCAUGCUUGAGUCCUCGGUCGAAGACACUGAAAGCAAAUUACAAGCAGCCAAAUCUGAUUUCGAGACAAAGAACUGGGACAAGCAAAUCGACAAGACUGAAGCCGUUUUGCGCUGUCUGGAUGAUCAAAAGGAGAAGCUGGACUUGGAGCUUGGUCAUUCCACCAAGCAGGCAGGAGACUCAGCGCGUCUAGAGUUCCUGCGAAAAGAAAUCACGGAUCGCCAGAACAGUCUCGAUAUCAUGAUCAAAACUCAUGGAUCCAAGAUUGACAGCAUUGUUGGUGGCGGGUGGCAGGCUACGUCGCUCGACAACGAUUUCCAGAGUGCUCUCAGCAGCAGUAACAACUCGGUGGCAGAAGCUGAGCGUCAGCGUGAUGGUCAAGCCCGUGAGCUCGAGCAACUCGAAUAUCGUCUCAAGCAGACGAAGACCGAUCUUGUUGCACGCAGACGAGAACUGGACGCCAGCCACAAGACCAUCCAGAACGUCAUUGAAACGGAUCCUUCCGAAUACCAAAGAAUUCUCGAAGAAACCGAAGCAGAGCGCGAUGAUCGCAAGAGUUCAAGCGAGUAUGCCGGCCAUCUCAAGAAGUACUAUGAAAGUGCGACGAGAGCUGCUCGAGAGAACAAAUGUUGUCUCAUGUGCCGUCGUGGCUACGAAAAGGAUCGCGCAGGGCUUGAGAAGCUGGUCAACCUUCUCGGUAUGGAGAUCAACAAAGCCGAGGCUGGCCGCGCAAUCGAAGAGCUUCGAGACACCGAAAACUACCUGCAAGAGGUCCGCGCGAUCAGCUCGACUUAUGACAACUGGGAACGUCUCAAGAGCAAGGACAUUCCUAACCUCGAACAGGAAGAGGACCGCUUGAAGACCCGUGUAUCUUCUCUCACAGGCGACGUCGAAGAAGAAGAUCGAGUUGUCAGCGAGCGCAAAGCAGCUAAGCAGGAAGUCGAGAGCCUGUCCAAAACCGUUCAAAACAUUGUCAAGUACGCCCAAGAAGUCGUCAACUUCGAGACGCAGAUUGAAGAGUUGGCUACCAAGCAAAAGAGCCAAGGUCUUGCUCGAAGCAUUGAGACGAUUUCAGACGAUAUCAAGUCAAUCAACGAACAGUCUCGUGGAUCCAAGGUCUCAUUGACAAAAAUUGUUGGCGAGCGCGACGGUGCUCGUAGCACAAUCAACACGCUUGAGCUCGAGCUUCGCGAUGUCAGGGCCAAGCUCAGUAUUGCCAUUCAUCAUCUCAAGGAGAAGACUUCUCUCGAGAAGCAGGUUCAUGAGCUCAAGGUGCAGAACGACGAGCUCAUCAAUUCUCAGCGGUCGUUUGAGCGUGAGCUUGCUGACCUUGUGCCGGAGAUGUCACAAGCCCGAUCAAAGUACGAUGACAUCUCUCGUCGUGGGACAGAGAAAGACAAGCAGCUUCGUGAAGAAACAGCCGCUUUGAAUGACAGUAUGAACAGGCUGCAAAUGGCUGAGCGAGAGAUCAGCGGCUACAUCCAGCGAGAUGGCCCCGCUCAGCUGGAACAAGCCAAGAGUGACAUUGAGGUCAUAAAGCACGACAUCGAAUGUCUGGAAAAGGAUAUGCAGACCAUUACUAAACAGGUCAAGGAAUUCGAGAACAAUCUUCAGAACGUCGAGGAGACGAAGCGCCAGAUUGCAGACAACCAAGAGUACCGUCGUGAUCUUGCUGCCGUGGACGCCAUAGGUGCCGAGAUAAGGGAGCUUGAGACACACAACGCCGAAGAGGAGAAGGCUACUCACGAGCGCGAAGGUAAUCGCUGGGAGAUGACGCGCAACAAGCUCACAGCUGAGCAAGCCUCGAUCAUGGGUCAGCUCAAAAGCAAAGACGACCAGCUGCAACAGCUUAUGCGGGACUGGGAACAAGACUACAAGGACGCAGCCUACAAGUACAAGGAAGCACACGUCAAGGUCGAGACGACAAAGGCGGCCGUCGAAGAUCUUGGCCGGUAUGGUGGUGCGCUCGACAAGGCAAUCAUGAGAUACCACGCUCUGAAGAUGGAGGAGAUUAACCGCAUUAUCGAGGAGCUUUGGAAGAAGACUUAUCGCGGCACCGACGUCGACUCGAUCCUGAUUCGCUCCGACAACGACAACGUGAAGGGCAACAAGAACUACAACUACCGGGUGGUCAUGUGCAAACAAGAUGCAGAGAUGGACAUGCGCGGUCGUUGCUCGGCAGGUCAGAAGGUGCUUGCAUCCAUCAUCAUUCGCCUGGCUCUGGCAGAGUGUUUCGGAGUCAACUGUGGUCUUAUCGCUCUGGACGAACCUACGACCAAUCUUGACCGUGACAACAUCCGCUCGCUGGCAGAGUCCCUGUCGGAGAUUAUUCGCAUCAGAAGACAACAGUCGAACUUCCAGCUAAUCGUCAUCACGCACGACGAAGAGUUCUUGAGAUACAUGAACUGUGCCGACUACACAGACUACUACUAUCGCGUCAGCCGCAACGACAGGCAGAAGAGUAUCAUCGUGCGUCAGAACAUCGCAGAUGUUCUGUAA